Messenger RNA from Homalodisca vitripennis (glassy-winged sharpshooter), 3882 nucleotides. RefSeq names its product facilitated trehalose transporter Tret1-like. The coding region runs from base 248 to 1570 and encodes 440 amino acids. Gene Ontology annotation, molecular function: transmembrane transporter activity. The record is from RefSeq and is a predicted model, not a curated record. The transcript is spliced from 2 exons. Gene Ontology annotation, biological process: transmembrane transport. Gene Ontology annotation, cellular component: membrane. Lineage: Eukaryota; Metazoa; Arthropoda; Insecta; Hemiptera; Cicadellidae.
GUUCGGUCAUGUUCGAUGUCCUACGGCAAUUUCAUGUUCCUUUCUCUCCUCACUCGGUGUCCAUCAGCCACGCGAGUGUGAGCUCCGCGCGUAGUCCUUGCUUUUCGUCAGACACCGGCGAUGCGUGUGGUGCGCCAAUUUCAGUUCUUAUGUAAAAGCGGCGCUGUGCGUGGUGGUGACAGGGACGUGCUUUGGAUGGGUAACUCCUAACCUCCUGACCCUUCUGGGUCCAGAAAGCCCCGUGCCCAUGACGACCUCCCAAGCGUCCUGGAUGAUCGCACUUCUGGAGUUCGGCAACCUCUUCACUCCUAUCCCGGCCGGAUACCUCGCAGACUACUACGGCCGGAAACCACUCAUCCUGUCCACCGGCCCGCUUUACAUCAUCAGCUGGAUCGUCAUCUACAACGCGCACACCAUCGCCGUCCUCUGCAUCGCUAGAGUGAUACAAGGGCUCGCGCUCGGAAUCGUCUACACCGUUGUGCCGAUGUACCUUGGGGAGAUCCCUAGCCAGAACUUUCGAGGCACCACCACGAGUGUCUUUCAAAGUGCUUUUUACUUCGGAUUUCUAUUGGAAUACUGCAUCGGGCCUAUCGUAUCCUACAAGAUAUCGAUAGCUGUCAGCGCGGCCCUGCCACUGAUUUCUCUCAUCUGCUUCCUGCGUCAACCCGAAACACCGUACUAUUAUCUGAUGUGCGGGAGAGAAGAAGAGGCCGCCAACAGUCUGGUCUGGCUCCGGGGUAAACGACAACCGGAGGAAGUGAAGGACGAGUUGGAAGUGAUGGUCGCCAACGUGAGGAGUGAGAUGGCGAACCGGGCCAGCUGGAGGGACGUGAUAGGGACUCCAGCUGAUAAGCGAGCCUUGCUGAUCGUCAACGUUGUCGGCGCCGUCAAGAUCCUGAGCGGCUCAGUUGCCGUCCCGACCUACUGCACCCAGCUGUUUCGACUCACCGGCUUCGACGCGGUAUCUCCUGACGUAAUAACUAUCAUAAUGGGCUCUGUAAUUUUUACUUCUAGUUUUUUCAGUACUACUUUAACUGAUUUCACCGGAAGAAAACCUCUCCUCUUGACAUCUUCUGUGGGUUGUGCCUUCAGUUUGUUCACAGUGGGGGUCUAUUUUUUCUUGCGUGAAAAGACCGAGCUGGACGUCGAACACCUAAAUUGGAUAUGCCCUCUCGCGAUAAUCCUUUACUGCGUGUUUCUUGCGUUUGGACUUGAUCCCGUAGCGAUGACCUACCGCUCUGAGAUGUUCCCUGCCAACACGCGGGCCGUGGCCGCGAGUCUCAACAGUAUAAGUUUCACUAUUGGGUCCUUCAUUUCCCUGAAAAUGUACCAAGUAGUAUCGGAUACCGUUGGCGUCUAUAGUGUCUAUUUUGGAUCCGCCCUGGUCUGCUUCUUAGGGUCCCUGUGGAUGUACUGCAUCACUAUAGAGACGAGAGGUCGGUCCCUGUCAGACAUCCAGAGAGAGCUCCGCGAGGGGGCGGAGCGUAGGAAGCAAAAGGCUGAAAAAAGAGUGAAUGUCAAAGAUAUGGAUGAGGGCGUAUACAGACUAGGAUGUAUGGACACAAUAUAACCACGACUGGAGUAAAGUCAUGGUUAAAAAUAUGUGGCCACACGUAUCAGUCAGUCUGUAUACGCCCUCAUCCAUAUCUUUGACAUUCACUCUGCCAUAGCGUAUACGAUACUUCUCAAUGUGUAUACGCUAUGACAGAGUGAAUUUCAAAAAAGCUGGAAAAAGAGUGAAUGUCAAAGAAAUGAACGGGGUCGUAUACAGACAGGAAAUUAUGGACACAGUAUAACCACGACUGGAGUAAAGUCAUGGUUAACGUUAUGUGGCUACACAUUUCAGUCAGUUUGUAUACGUCCUCAUACAUAUCUUUGACAUUCACUCUAACAUAGUGUAUACAAUAUUUUUCAAUGUGUACAGAAUAGGAUGUAUGGACACAAUGAAACCACGACUGGUGUAAAGACAUGAUUAAAGUUUUCUGACCACACGUAUCAUUCUCUAUACGCCCUUGUGACAGUCACUCUGUCAUAGCGUAUACAGUACUUCUCAAUGUGUGUACUAUAUGACAGAGUGAAAUGUCAAAGAAAUUGAUGAGGACAUAUACAUACAGACUGAUACAUGUGGUCACAAUAUAACCAAAAGUGAAUGUCAAUUAGUUGAAAAAGUGUGAAUGUCAUUCACUCUUUUUCCAGCUAAUUGACAUUUACUCGUAUACAGACUGAUACGUGUGGCCACAUAUCUAGUGUGGUCACAAUAUAACUAAGAGUAAAUUUCAAUUAGCUGACAAAAGAGUGAAUGUCAAAGAAAUGGAUGAGGGCGUAUACAGACUACGAUGUACAGACACAGUGUAACCACAACUGGAGUAAAUUCAUGGUUAAAGUUAUGUGGUUACACGUAUCAGCCGGUCUGUAUACGCCCUCAUACAUAUCUUUGACAUUCACUCUACCAUAGCAAUACUUUUCAAUGUGUACAGAAUAUGAUGUAUGGACAAAUAUAACCACGACUGAUAUAAAGUCUGGUGUAACUUUAUUAUGUGACCACACGUAUCAUUCUGUAUACAGGUACGCCGUCAUACAUAUCUGUGACAUUAACAGUAACAGUCAACUCUGUUAUAGCGUAUACGCAGUGAGAAGAUUAGUAUAUAUUUCAUUAUUGUUUGUAAUAUGUCCAUAUCUAGACAAGCAGGUGAUAUGAGGCUAGUAUCUGCGAUUAAAUAUAACACAAGACUAUAUUAAACUGCAGGAUCUAUUACUCAAUUGUAGUUCUAUGCAUAUCACUCAUAAAUCUUUCAGCAAAUGUCAGUCGGUAGCAAAGUCUGAGUCUAAAUACGGUAACAUAACAAUAGAAUUUACUUCAAGUGAUGCUACCGUAUUUAGACGUCUUAAGUCAAACAUUUUCGUACGGGCUAUAAUGGAUUCAUUAGUGACAACUGUUGCCACCUUAACAUCACAAAUUGGUCAUGCAGGACUAGAGUUUGAUACAGUAUGAUACAAGCAAUAAAAAACAAAAAAGUUCAACAAGCUACUCCUAAAGACAAAUUAGAUUAUGUAUAUGGUUACCAUUGCUGUAGACUUAAUUUGUGCAAAUCCAUGUCGGGUCACUGAAAUGAUAUUAUUUUCAAAACGGUGUUAACGGGAAACAUCAGAGCGCUGGCCAUUGUUACGGGAUCUAGUCCAAACGCAAGAAACUGAUUUUAUUUUCCUGGCUAUAACAGGAUUUUCAUACAUUGCAAGGAUGGUAACUAAUGUACAACAGAUGGUUUCAACAACAGAAGCAAUAACAGCGAUGAGUUGCAUCAGGAUAGGAUGAGAUAAUCACAAUGAAAAAACCCCUGAAACAUCCAGUAUUAAUAAAUUUCACACGUGAAUUCAACUGGAGGCGAACCGCGAGUAAAUGAACGGAAGAGAGGUUUUCCAUCAGUCACAUCAAUUAAAGCCAAUUAUAUAAACAAACUGUACUAAAUUAAAAUUUUUUGUAGUACAAUUAACUUAAACUUAAAUUUAAAAACUAAUAAAUUGUAUCCAAUUAUUAUAUAUAUAGUGCUCUUUGAAUAAUUUCUAGUCUUAUAAUGAUAUGUUUUGAUCUUGAAAUAUAAACAAUGAUUUCAAGUAUUUAUAUUUAUUUUAAACUAGAUUAGCACUAAAAUAAUGCUAGUAGAAUAACUGUGAUAUUAUUGAUUAAUCGCAUUCAAACCAAAAAUUUACUUUUAUAAACGGCGCUUUUAUAAACGGACAAAAAUGUACUUACUUUAUAAAAGUACAUUUUUGGUUUUAAUGCGAAAACUUAUAAAGUUUUGUACGUUUAUACGUUUGUAACUCAUUGAUGACAUAAAUGAAAUCUUGACAUUUUAACUAAAUAAAUAGUCAAAUGAAAAAAUA